Molecule: messenger RNA, 584 nt
Organism: Odontomachus brunneus
Lineage: Eukaryota; Metazoa; Arthropoda; Insecta; Hymenoptera; Formicidae
Exons: 2
Coding region: 138-503 (121 amino acids)
Source: RefSeq, a predicted model, not a curated record
UAAAAUAAUGUACACUGACACUGACAGUCUUAUUUACAACAUCAAAUGCGAUGAUGUAUACGAGCACAUAAAACGUGAUAUUGCAAGGUUUGAUAGGAGUGAUUAUCCCGCUGACAACGUGUACAGUAUAUAAGAAAAUGCUUGUAAAUAAGAAAGUUCCGGGUUUGAUGAAAGACGAAAACAAUGGAGCGAUAAUGAUGGAAUUUGUCGGUCUCAGAGCGAAGAUGUACGCGUUGAGAGUGAACAGUAAAAGGGAUGCAAAAAAGGCCAAAGGCGUUAAAAGUAAUGUCGUAGCGCGAACGAUAACUUUUAACGAUUAUACACAAUGUUUGAAAGAGGAGAUUGAAACGACUCGCCAACAAUCAUGCAUUAGAUCAAAAUUGCACGAAGUGUACCCAGUGUCCGAAACGAAAAUCGCUCUGAGUCCGUAUGAUGACAAGCAAUAUAUCAUACCAGAAUCAAUCGAUACGUUACCAUGGGGACAUUAUCGUAUACCGCUGUAAAAAAAAUGUAUAUAUUACAAUGUAUAUAUUACAAGUGUACCCCGAUUAAGUUAAAACAUAUAUUAGAUUAGGAUAUAUGUC